GGGGCGGCGGGCGAGGGGCUCCGAGCCGGCGGAUCGGAGGAUCGCGGACCCCGGCCGACUCCGCCGGGCGGCGAGCGCGGUGCGUGGCGGCGGCGGGGCCCGCGAGGCCGCGCCGGGAGCCCGGCGUCCCCGCCCCCCCGAGCCUGACGGGCGGCCCGGCGGGAUGAGGCGCUGGCGCGGGGGGCGCCCGGCCAAGCCUCCGCGGCUGCCCCGGGCGGCCAGGCGCUAGGCUCCGCGGCGCGGGCGGUGCUCGGCGGCGAGGACCGGGAGGACGAGGAGGCGGAGCGGCGAGCGGCGGGCCCGGCGCCCGCAGAGGGCAGACACGGAGCGGCGAUUGGGGCGCAGCGAGGCCGCAGCGGCGCGGCGGGGCCGCGGGGCUCGGAAGAUGAAGUCCUCGGUACAUUCUGAAGAGGAUGAUUUUGUUCCAGAACUACACAGAAACGUCCACCCCCGAGAGCGGCCCGAUUGGGAGGAAACACUGAGCGCAAUGGCAAGAGGAGCAGAUGUGCCUGAGAUUCCUGGAGACCUUAGCCUUAAGACUUGUGGCAGCACAGCUAGUAUGAAGGUUAAACACGUGAAAAAACCCACCAACCCAGGACUGAUGGGCUGCGACAACAUGCACAGGUUGCCCUUCACCAAAGGCCACUUUCCGAAGAUGGCCGAAUGCGCACAUUUCCACUAUGAGAACGUUGAGUUUGGCAGCAUACAGCUCUCCCUUUCAGAAGAGCAGAACGAUGUAACGAAAAACGGCUGUGAAUCGAAAGAGCUGGUCUACCUCGUGCACAUCGCUUGUCAGGGCAAAAGUUGGAUUGUUAAAAGAAGUUACGAAGAUUUUCGAGUACUUGACAAGCAUCUUCAUCUCUGUAUUUAUGACCGAAGGUUCUCCCAGCUCUCAGAGCUUCCCCGUUCCGAUGCCCUGAAGGACAGUCCAGAGUCCGUCACUCAGAUGCUUAUGGCUUACCUGUCCCGCCUUUCAGCUAUCGCCGGCAACAAGAUCAACUGUGGACCUGCCCUUACUUGGAUGGAGAUUGAUAACAAGGGCAAUCACCUUCUAGUCCAUGAAGAAUCGUCCAUCAACACGCCUGCUGUCGGUGCAGCCCAUGUGAUCAAGAGGUACACUGCCCGGGCGCCUGAUGAACUGACCUUAGAGGUGGGUGACAUUGUUUCUGUGAUCGACAUGCCCCCAAAAGUGUUGAGCACGUGGUGGAGAGGCAAGCACGGAUUCCAGGUGGGACUCUUCCCUGGACACUGUGUGGAGUUAAUCAAUCAGAAAGUCCCCCCGUCAGUGACCAACUCAGUGCCAAAACCAGUGUCUAAGAAGCACGGCAAGCUCAUCACUUUCUUACGCACAUUCAUGAAGUCUCGACCAACAAAACAGAAGCUGAAGCAGCGGGGGAUCUUGAAAGAGAGGGUGUUUGGUUGUGACCUGGGGGAGCACCUUCUCAAUUCUGGUUUUGAAGUCCCCCAGGUUCUUCAGAGCUGUACGGCAUUCAUCGAGAGAUAUGGCAUUGUGGACGGAAUAUAUCGCCUCUCUGGCGUUGCCUCCAAUAUCCAGAGGCUACGCCAUGAAUUUGACUCUGAACAUGUCCCCGACUUGACAAAAGAGCCCUAUGUUCAGGACAUCCAUUCCGUGGGCUCCCUCUGCAAGCUGUAUUUCCGAGAGCUCCCAAACCCUCUGCUCACCUACCAGCUGUAUGAGAAAUUUUCAGAUGCUGUCUCAGCAGCGACAGAUGAAGAAAGGCUGAUCAAGAUUCAUGAUGUCAUCCAGCAGCUGCCCCCGCCACACUACAGGACACUGGAGUUCCUCAUGAGACACUUGUCACUUCUCGCUGACUAUUGUUCCAUCACAAAUAUGCAUGCAAAAAACCUAGCAAUUGUUUGGGCUCCAAACCUGCUCAGAUCAAAACAGAUCGAGUCCGCCUGCUUCAGCGGCACAGCGGCCUUCAUGGAAGUGAGGAUUCAGUCUGUGGUCGUUGAGUUCAUCCUCAACCACGUGGACGUCCUCUUCAGUGGGAAAAUCAGCGAGGUCAUUCAGGAGGGGGCAGCUUCUCUAUCCAGGCCCAAGUCCCUGCUCAUUUCCUCUCCGUCCACCAAGCUGCUGACAUUGGAGGAAGCCCAGGCAAGAACCCAAGCUCAGAUCAGUUCUCCGCUGGUGACGGAAAACAAAUACAUUGAAGUCGGAGAAGGACCCGCUGCGCUACAGGGGAAAUUUCACACCAUCAUCGAUUUCCCGCUGGAGAGGAGGAGGCCUCAGAACAAAAUGAAGAAGUCCCCUGUGGGCAGCUGGCGCUCCUUUUUCAACUUGGGGAAAUCGUCGUCUGUUUCCAAGCGGAAGCUGCAGCGCAAUGAGAGCGAGCCCUCGGAGAUGAAGGCCAUGGCUCUGAAAGGUGGCCGGGCAGAGGGAACCCUCCGAUCAGCUAAGAGUGAAGAGUCUCUUACUUCUCUCCAUGCAGUCGAUGGUGACUCCAAGCUGUUCCGGCCCAGGAGACCGCGAUCCAGCAGCGACGCCCUGAGCGCCUCUUUCAACGGAGAAAUGCUGGGGAACCGCUGCAAUUCCUACGACAACCUGCCCCACGACAACGAGAGCGAGGAGGACAUGGGGCUGCUCCACAUCCCAGCCCUGGUGUCCCCCCCUUCGGCCGAGGAUGUGGACCUGAGCCCGCCGGACAUGGGUGUGGCCAGCCUGGAUUUCGACCCCAUGUCAUUUCAGUGCAGCCCCCCGAAGGCCGAGGCCGAGGGCCCGGAGAGCGGCGCCGCCUUUUUAGACUCCCCCACGGGAUACCCCAAGGAUAAGCCAAGUGCAAAUAAAAGGGACUCGGAAGCCGGCGGCAGCCGGGCCCAGACCCCGGGCAGCACUGCCAGUUCUGAGCCCAUGUCUCCUCUGCGGGAGACCCCGAGUCCCUUCUUCACCCUGGACUUGAGCCCGAGCGAGGAGAAGUCCGCCAAGCCGUCCUCCUUCACGGAGAAGGUUGUCUACGCGUUCUCGCCAAAAAUCGGACGGAAAUUAGGCAAAUCACCUUCUAUGAACAUAUCUGAGCCCAUUUCAGUGACCCUCCCCCCCCGGGUGUCAGAAGUCAUCAGUGCAGCCUCCGCCACGGCCUCCGCCAUGGCCUCCGCCACAGCCUCCACCACGGCCUCCGCCGUGGCCUCCGCCACGGCAGCCCAGACCCGAUCUCCUCCCACCUGGCACACGGGUGUGGACGAAAGUGCCGUCGGAACUAGCUCCCCUCCCCAGGUAGGAAAGGUGAAGGCAAACGAGAGGGAGGCCCUGGAAGGAUGUGAGCCUGGAGUCCAGCCCCCAGGCCUGGCGGUGGCGGUGGCAGCGGCCGCAGAGGUAGAGGCGCCGGGACAGGAGAAGGAGGAGCCGUGCGUGUCCGACGGUCAGAGUAAGGCUGUACCUUCUGGACAGGCUCAGACAGGAGCAGUUACCCAUGACCCCCCUCAGGAGGCCAUGCCUGUCAGUUCAGUGUCUCUUAUCCCACCGCCACCGCCUCCGAAAAACGUUGCCCGCCUGUUGGCGCUGGCGUUGGCCGAGUCCGCACAGCAAGCCUCGACGCAGUCGCUGAAGAGACCGGGCGCUUGCCAGUCCGCUCCUGUGAGCUAUGGAGACGCGGCAGUGGCUGCAGCCGAAGAGCAGCUGCCUGUUUACCACCCUCACGGGACUCUGGACAAAGCCUGUGUCCCCGCCGAUGGGCCCGCAGAGCACUUCCUCCUCCCGAACCACGCAUCCGGGAGCGGCCACCAGCUCCUGCCCGACCCGGCCGCCACCGGGCACCAAGCCCACGCCAGCGCCCCCGAGCCCGGGCAGCAGCCCCGCCAGGCCGACUUCCAGCCCCAUCGAGCCUGUGCACCUGGGGACCCAGACCAGGCCAGAACCACUUCAGGUCCCUUAACAGACUCGCAGUCUGAUGCGCACAUCAGUUUCCGGGAAGACCAGCCGGGGAAGACCACCGGGCCGACCGUCUCCUUCGCGGAUCAGGACCAGACUCAAGUUUACUUCUACAGCGGAGAUCAGCCGCCUUCUUAUCUCGGUGCAAGUGUGGAUCAGCCCCAUCAGCCCUCACAACUCACUGACAAAUCUCCUACACCCUCUAGAGACAAACCCUGCCCUCCUGGGUCCCCCGAGGAGCCUGUCAGCACAGCCGGCCUGGCUUAUGUGAUGACGACGACGAUGACGAUGACGGCAGCAGCGGCGGCGGCUGACACAGGCGCCUGGGAAGCCUGCUGGGACCCGGCGGAGCAGCCCACCGCGGCGGAUUUUGCCGCCGCCACCCUCCAGCGUCCGCACAGAACCCACCGGCCCCUUCCCGCACCUCCUUCCCAGAGACCAGCAGAGCCGUCACCAGCUGUGGGGCAGGUGCCAGCAACGGCCUGCGCAGGGUUAAAUAAUUCCCACAAGGUCCCGGGAGUAGUGCCCACUCCGGAGAGGCCGCCGGAACCCAGGGCCGCAGACGACCCCCCUCCCGGCCUCAUCGGUGACGGCGGGGCUGCCGCUCCGUGUCCCGCCUCUGCCCCCACUGUGUGUCCUGCUGCCCAGCCGGGCCUCCCCGAAAAGCUGCGGGAAGGUCCCCGCGCGCCCCCACUGCACCUGCGUGCGGAGUCCGCCCCCGUGCACGGCCCCUGUGGCUUCCCGGCCCCAGUGCCCCCCACCCGGACGAUGGAGAGCAAAGUCGCGGCCGCCAUCCACUGCGGUGGCGCGGAGGCGGCCGGCGGCGCCAGUUACCACCCCUUCGCCUCGGCCGCCGGGGAUGAUGUCUUGCCUUUGCCACUUCCCGCCCCGCAGCCGAAGCACGCGCCGCAGAAAGCCGCUUACGCCACCUUCACGAGGCCCGAUGUCACCCCCGAGCCCUUCGGUCCAGAAAACUGUGUGCAUUUCAGUCUGACUCCAAACUGCCAGUACCGCGCCCAGAGCGUGCCGCCCCAUCACAGCGGCCUGGAGCCGCACCAUGCCUACGGGGCCCGGUCCGAGCCGCCAGCCUCCGUGGGUCCCCGUUACAACACCUACGUGGCCCCCGGGAGAAGCGCGUCCGGACACCACUCCAAGCCGUGCGGCCGGGUCGAGUACGUGUCUUCUCUGAGCUCAUCUGUUCGGGGCGGUUGCUACCCAGAAGACCCGUACCCCACCAUCCGGAGGGUACAGUCUCUCCACACACCCCCGGCUGCCAUGAUCCGCUCCGUCCCCAUCUCCCGGACGGAGGUUCCCCCCGACGACGAGCCGGCCUACUGCCCGAGGCCCCUGUACCAGUACAAGCCAUACCCGGCCUCCCAGGCCCGCUCGGACUACCACGUCACGCAGCUGCAGCCUUACUUUGAGAACGGCCGGGUACACUACCGGUACAGCCCCUACUCCAGCUCCUCCGGCUCCUACUACAGCCCCGACGGCGCCCUGUGCGACGUGGACGCCUACGGCACCGUGCAGCUGCGGCCCCUGCACCGCCUGCCCAGCCGCGACUUCGCCUUCCAUAACCCUCGGCUGCAGGGGAAGAGCCUGUACGGGUACGCCGGGCUGCAGCCCCGGCCCCGGGCCACCGUGACCGGCUAUUUCUCCGGUACUGACCACGGUGUUAUCGGCAUGCCCCCGGCCACCGACGGGAAGCACACGUACACCUCGUGGGACUUCGAGGACAUGGAGAAGUACCGCAUGCAGUCCAUCCGCAGGGAGAGCCGGGCCCGGCAGAAGGUGAAGGGGCCCGUCAUGUCCCAGUACGACAACAUGAGCCCGGCCCUGCAGGACGAGCCAGGGGGGCUCUAUGUCAUCCACCUGCGCAGCAAAUCCGAUCCUGGGAAAACUGGACUUCUCUCCGUGGCCGAGGGGAAGGAGGCCCGGCCGCCGGGGAAGGCACUCAGCCCCGAGGGCGGCGACCCCUUCUACAGGAAGCACCCAGAGGCUGAGCUGGACAGGGCCCAUUACCACGGAGGGCACGGUGGGCACGGCAACGGGCAGCCGGAGAAACCGUCCCUCCCACAGAAGCAGAGCAGCCUCAGGAACCGCAAGCUCCACGACCCGGGCUGCGGCCUCCCGGAGCACAGGGCACACCAGGAAGCAAGCCAUAGGCACCUGUGCGAGCCGAAGAGCGGGCCCCCUCACCCCCAGGGGGCCGGCCAUUUAGAUUAUGGGGCCAAAGGGAGUCCGGACGCCUGUGAGCCCGCCAGCUACCAUAACUCCGGAGGGAAGUACAUGACCAUGGGCCCCGAGUCUUUGCGUCUGAACCACAAAGAGGGGAGGCUCUGCAAAGAGCUGGAGAGGCCUCGGGGCAGGCAGCCCCCCGCCCCAGACAAACACCCCCGAGACUGCUACCCGGAGGAGGAGCCGCUCGGCCAGGCCUCGGUCCCACCCCCGAAGCCGGAGCGGAGCCACAGCCUGAAGCUCCACCACACCCAGAGCGGGGAGCUGUGCCAGUACCCAGCGCACGGCCGGCGCCAGGGCAGCCUGGCCACCGUGUCCCAGUACGACAACCUGGAGGGCUACCACUCUCCGCCCCAGCUCCAGCGAGGAGGCUUCGCGGGAGGAGCCAUGGGGGCCUACCUGCCCCCUGGCUUCGCCCACCCGCAGAGCAGGACCUACGCCACCGCGCUGGGGCAGGGCGCCUUCCUGCCCGCGGAGCUGUCCCUGCAGCACCCCGAAACCCAGGUCCACGCGGAAUGAGCCCCGAGAGCAAUAGAGUUGAAGCAGCCUCUGCUGGACAGUGGACUGUUCUAUUUUUUUCAGUAACCAAAAAGAUUUAAAAAAGAGAAAAAAGAAAAAAGCUACAACCCCCCCCCCCCCCAACCACAUUAAAAAACAAAACACAGUAAGAAAAAUCAAUCGCCACCCUUCUCCCCUUCCUGUUCCAUUUCCGCCUCUAAGGACUCGCUUUGUCACUAGACGAGAUCUGAGUGGUUGUAAAGCACGGUGUUGACAACCUCGGAGAGAGCCUGUCGCCACCUCACGCGCAUCCGUACGAGCCUGAGGACUGCCUGGACCUGCAUUUGAAUGUGGCUUUGUCCUUCCUGGUGUCGGCCGUAUAUUUCAGAGCAGUUGCCAUCCGUUUCCUUUUGCAUUCCUACCGACAUCUCCAGGGCCCAUGUCGCUGACCCAGGCUGGCACCCAGUUGUCAUGUCAUUCUCCCCGUCUCGUGUCAAAUUCCAACAGAGAAAACCCCCCUGAUCCUUCAGCUAAGUCAGUUGAACAUUUAGCAGAUUCUGACUAAAACAUACAGGAAGUAAGACUAAGCGUUUAGUAAAGAGUCAUCAUAAGGAGUCAAACCAUGUAGGCCCAGGCUGCCCCAUGUCCUGCGCAUCCUUAUUUCUCAGAGGUGUGUCUCAGCUCCCCGAAGAACAGGCUCAGAUCCCAGGGGAAGGCAUGGUCAAAGGCAGAGUCAGACAUUCUCAGGCGGGCACCAGGGGGUGCCGUUAUCACCAGAGCGCUCUGUCCCUGCUUCCAGCGUGCCCUUCCGCCUUCAGUUACCGUUUCUCUUAAGAAGAGUUCGUGACUUGUAACCCUAGUAAAACGUUUCUCACCAUUUGUUUCCCUAAAGCAACUUUUUUUUUUUUUUCAUUAAAGAUGGAAACGACCCCCAGCAUGGUUUGACUAGACAAACACACAAUUGAUCAUGAUGGCAAACUUACACGUUAAUUUCUGUUUCUGACUGCAGGUUUCCUAGGGACACUUCAAGUAGCUAUGUGGUACCUGUUCGUAAACCUGCAAUCACGGUGCAGUACCCAGCCCCGUUUCACCGUGGGCAUCCCGGGCGGUUAGGUUUCUGCCCUGAGGGAUGGCGUACUGUUUGCUCACUCCCUCUGCUAUCACAGUCUACUGUAACUGCCACCGACACCAGCAUUUCCGGUACCAUUCUGAUAACUCUGUGGGCAUGUUACACGUGCCUGGCGCCCACAACUUUCUUUAGAAAGUUGCACUCAUUCCUGAUUCGAGUUGGACUAGGCACCUCUCCAGCCCAACGCAAUUCCAUUUUCUCAACUAGCCCCGAUCGCGCGCGACAGGCGAGCGAGGCAGUCCUGCCUUUACCGGGACGCGUUUCGAUUGUCAUUUCAUUCCAGGACUCUUAGUAACACUUGAUUUUUAUACAUUCACCCCUGGGGGCUUUCAUUCCAUUCACUGGAUGGUCGCUGCUCUGGCUUUUAUAAAACUUGGAAUUAACUUGUAUUUAGAGCAAAAGAAGAAAUCUUUGAAGAGGCUAAAUUUAUGCUGCUAUGAUUGCUGUGAAUUUGUAUAAAGAUUAGGAGUCAUGCCAGUUCCUUUUUUAUUUAAUAAAAACAAAAAAAUAACACGUG
This is a messenger RNA of Myotis myotis, 8271 nucleotides long. It is a transcript of the gene ARHGAP32, whose product is annotated as Rho GTPase activating protein 32. Gene Ontology annotation, cellular component: actin cytoskeleton; cell cortex; Golgi apparatus. Gene Ontology annotation, biological process: small GTPase-mediated signal transduction. Gene Ontology annotation, molecular function: GTPase activator activity; phosphatidylinositol phosphate binding; protein binding. NCBI's taxonomy places the organism in Eukaryota, Metazoa, Chordata, Mammalia, Chiroptera, Vespertilionidae. The transcript has 23 exons. The record is from RefSeq and is a predicted model, not a curated record. Bases 386 to 6646 code for a protein of 2086 amino acids.